AUGCGCUACUUGUACGGCUCCCCUAUGCCAAACGUCGGCGCCGCAAACUUAGAGCAGCACCUAAGGAACAGGCACAGAGGCGUCGGAGCCCUCCUCGGCUCUGAGAUGGCGCCGGGCAUGCUGGCGGCCAUCCAGCUCGCCGGUGGCUGGGCCGACAAGUCCAAGCACCGCCUGUCGACGGGCGCACACGGCACCACCCGCAAGACCGGCUCCGCGAGGAACGACGUCAUGUAG
Molecule: messenger RNA, 234 nt
Organism: Ectocarpus siliculosus
Lineage: Eukaryota; Phaeophyceae; Ectocarpales; Ectocarpaceae
Source: the annotation of a GenBank genome assembly